Venturia canescens is the source of this 2824-nucleotide messenger RNA. RefSeq lists its product as uncharacterized. NCBI's taxonomy places the organism in Eukaryota, Metazoa, Arthropoda, Insecta, Hymenoptera, Ichneumonidae. The transcript has 4 exons. Bases 737 to 2824 code for a protein of 695 amino acids. The record is from RefSeq and is a predicted model, not a curated record.
AUUAAAAAAAAAAGCAUCAAAAAGUAAAAAACUGUACGUGUUAUCAUGCAGACCGUGCCAGAAAAAGCUUAUAGGGAAUUUUUACAAUCGACUUCCACAGAAAUACGCUUAAAACUAUAGAGAAUAAUAAUCCGUAAAAAAGAAUCGAUUUUUUUUAAAUUCUGAACGCAUGUAAGGCCUUAAAAACUUUGGACACAAACGUCGGUACACGAAUAUUGUGUAAUUCAAUUUUGACGUGUCCGCUAUUUGUUAUUUUUUGUAAAAUAUUGUAAAUCAGUGGGAGGAAAGUUUAUGUAAACAAUCAGCAUUUACGAACAUUUUGAACAAUCGCCCAAACGACACAGGGCGAGGAAAAAUGAAAAGGUCUCCGCGUCAGCUUUUAAAGACGAAGUACCGUUCGAGGCUUCAUUUCGCGAGGAUUUCGUGGAUUCUACGUUUCAGUGGAGUGGAAUGAAAUGUGUAGUUUCGUGAUGCAACGCCGAGGGAGAAAGGAGGAAGCCAUGGUCCAGAUCACGACAAUGAAGUGAUCUGUUCGCCUCCCUCGCUCCCUCCCUCGAUCCCACUCCGUGAAAAUCGUAACCAACGUAAUUGAGACCACUAUUUUUCGUGGAUAAAUCAUCGAAACUCGGAGUAAUGGUUUUCAGUAGCGUGCGAAGAGCUCGUGAUAUGGGACCGAAGGACUAUAGUUAACAUUUUUCUCGUCUAAAAGCAUCAGUUUCCAGGGUUGUGACUUAUCAUGGCAACUUUAAGAAACCCGUUUCUCUUUGUGCUGCUCACUCAUUGGGUGAGUCUUUCCACGGGGACCAACGAGGGGGAUUUUGACAAAAGUUUGAGCAACUCGUCGACGGUUCCGCUUCAGGAUAAGUUCAACGAAAGCUCAGUCCGCGUGCCUGACAAUGCGAGCUCGUUGAAUAGUUUCGAAAAUGUUUCUCUACAUUUGGAACCCACGACGAGCCUGCUUGGCUUGAUCGAAGAAGAGAAAGAGAUCGAAGUCGAGCUGAAAAAUCUUUUGGAGGAAGCUGCCUCGUCCGGCCAAUUAAUAGUGUUGUCGGAUUCUCAGGCUGAAAAUUCGAACUUGAGUAGCAUCAUUUCGAGUCCUUUGCUCAUGAUCGAAAAUUUAUCGACCACCCCCCGAUCACCGAUUGAUCGAUCGACGACGACCAGCGAUCAAGAAAUUGCCCAGUCACAAAUCCGUACGAGAACGAGACCCAGGAACCACGAGGAAUACGAAGACAUUGAAAACUUCGAGGAUCUUCUAGCGAUUGCUGAAUACGAGCCUCAGAAACUCGAUGUCCAGGAAACAACGAGCACCGAGACUCCUAACGUUGAAACAACGAGCCACAGGCCGCCGGAGGAGGUGCAUUACGACGUUCCCAGACGAAGAAACUUGACAGCCACUCCAGAAAGACCAGGCACUCAGGUCAGAGGGUCAACGAUUCCAAAAACUGAUUUCGAUGAUUCUCGAGGCCAGGUGACCAUCACCGAAUCCUCGAAGGAUCCGAGCCGUUACCAAAAAGACCGAACGACGCCGGAGCACAGUCACAAAGCCGCAGGAAAAAAGUCGUUGUUGCCUUCGAACACGCACAAAAAGCUGUCGAACCUCCAGGAAAAGUGGUUGCGCGGACCGAGACACCUGAAAGUCCUGCCCCCGAAGAACGAUCCAUUAGAGAUCCUCGUUCCCCGGGAAGCAGAAGAAUAUUCAAAACACCCAAGAAGGAAUGGCAGCGAUUUAGAAAAUGUAUCGAAUUUCUCAGCGUCUGUCAGAAGGGAAUUCCCCCCCGCAACGCGAGCAUCUCCGGCAACAUUGCCUUUGACCUACCCAACGAUCGGACCGAAUCAGCUUGCCGUGGCCCCUCAAAGGAAAUACCACGAGCCAGGCGCGCUGCCUUUGAAACAUCCUCGGCCGGUUAAUCGACGAAGUGAUUACUUGGAUUACGGGCCCUCCGAAAUUCAUUCCUUGAAUUACAAUUUGCCGUCUCGCCCGGCAAAAAGGCCGUCGAAUCCCGAGCCUUACCCAGCCGUUCCCGCGCGUACUAACCGGCCGAAUAUUCCUGCUGAAAACGCUGAGAAGGAAUCCGUCGAAUCGAGUAGCCCAGAGGAAAGUGCCGAGUACGAUUAUUACGAGGAGUCCGAAGAGCAGAAGCAGCCCAGCCAACGGAAACCUUAUUCCGCGGAUUAUCCCGAAAAAGAAAUUCCCAGCGUUAAGGCAAUUGCAAGUUACGAUACUUACGACGAGUCCCCGGAGCAAAGGCAGCCCAGCCAACGGCCCGCUUACCCCGACAAGGGAACAUCGAACUCCAGAGUCAUUCCAGUUUACGACUCUUACGACGAGUCCGAUGAGCAAAGACGACCCAGCCAACGAACCUCUUCCCCCGCGGUUUAUCCCGCCAAGGAGACAUCCGACGCCAAGGUAAUUCCGGCUCGUGGCUCUUACGAGGAGAACGCGGACCCGAAUCCUUCCAGAUCGUAUCGAAACGGCGCUGCGCCAAGUCCCAAAUCGACCGAAUCCGAGUACGCUGAUUAUGGGAGUGAGGAAGUCCCAGCUAAACCAGAAUCGAGACAGAGUUCACCGCGUUUUCAUCCAGCUGCCAACGAAUUGCAGGCUCUGACUGCCAACAGGUUCGUCGGUGCGCCAACGCAGUCCGUCGAUUACGGCCACCUGGCGACGACGAUCGGCCCAGCGGCUCGGUCCAAUUUGGUCCGUGCACCGAUCUACCCGUACCAGCAUUAUUACUCGAAUGCAAAACCGAGUGUUCCGGUUGGUGAUGAAAACGAAAGGAGCUGGGGAAGCCUCGCCGGAGUCGAGUUUGGAGGACCUCCGUAA